AGAAAUCGUUUUCUGACUGAAAGAAGCUACAUUCAAGAACGCGCGUACAAUUUUUUCCUAAGUCAUUUAAUCUUUGUAAGGUGCAGUGUGUAUUAUUUUGGAAGAGAGGAAGGCAAAAGUGGUAGACAGCUAAAGGAUAAGACGUAAAGGACCCACAUAGCUACGUUGCUAUAGAAACACCUCAGUUCCAUACCUGUGUCGUCGGUUACGGUUAUUUCAUUUUUGUGAGAUUAUAAAUGUACUUUGGACAUUAACAAAACUAACUUAAGAAGAAUGGAAGAAGGCCAACUGGGAGCCACAAGUCUUCCUUUAAAAACUCGAUAUUCUGAGGUGACUGUGUCAGUGACAGGCGAACCACCUAGUGUUGUAGAAGAGGAAGAAACAGCCAAAGAAGCAGACAUAGAUACCAUCCCAGAAGUCAUAGAGCCACUGUCCAUUCUAGAUAUGCUGAGGAUCUCUGCAGUUCUGGAGGAUACCACAGACCAGCUCUCUAUUCUAAACUAUAUUAUGCCAGUUCAGUAUGAAAGAAGACAAAGUACCCUCACGCUGGAGAUUGUUGGAGAAAGCGGCAGCUGCCCCAGGAGAGGUGACCACGACGAUGGAGCUGUCUCACAGAGCCAGGACCAGUGGGAGCGCGUUACCCACUGGCGCUGCGGUGACCACUCACGUUCCGCCAGCUCGUUGCCUGUUUCCCUGCACUGCUGUGGCCUGCGCAGAACCAUGGCUCUGCUCCUAGUGCUCCUGUCCUUGGUGGCCGGUGUGUUGGGGAAUGAGUUUAGUAUACUAAGAUCACCAGAGUAUGUUGUUUUCCGCAACGGAAAUUGGCCUAUACCAGGAGAGCGAAUCCCAGAUGUCACUGCAUUAGCCAUGGGCUUCUCUGUGAAAGAAGACCUUUCUUGGCCUGGACUUGCGGUUGGUAACCUAUUCCGUCGUCCUCAAGCUACCAUUCUGGUGACAGUGAAGGGAAUGGCCAAACUCACUCUACCUCCAGGCAGUGCCAUUUCGUAUCCUUUGGAGGAUGAAGUUCCUUUUAGUCUGGACAGUGUUGCAGAUUCCAUUCACUCCUUAUUUUCUGAAGAAACACCUAUAGUUUUGCAGAUGGCUCCCAGUGAGGAAAGAGUAUAUAUGAUGGGGAAGGCAAAUUCAGUUUUUGAAGAUCUUUCGGUCACAUUAGCACAGCUCCACAAUCGCCUGUUUCAAGAAAACUCUGUUCUUAAUUCACUUCCCCUCAGUUCCCUAAGUGGGAACAAUGAGGUUGAUCUGCUCUUUUUUUCUGAACUGCAAGUUCUAUGUGAUAUUUCAGGUUUGUUGUCUCAACAUAAGCAUCUAGCCAAGGAUCAUUCUCCUGAUUUAUAUGCACUGGAACUGGCAGGUUUGGAUGAAAUUGGGAAACAUUACGGAGAAGGUUCUGAACAAUUCAGAGAUGCUUCUAAGGUCCUUCUUGAUAUUCUGCAAAAGUUUGCAGACGACAUGUAUAAUCUUUAUGAUGGGAAUGCAUUGGUAGAGCUAGUGACUGUCAGAUCAGCUGACAUAUCCUUUGUGAGGAAGACAAGGACUAUCCUUGAAGCAAAACAAGAAGAGAGCUCACCAAGUCCUUAUAAACUUGCAUAUAAGUAUAAUUUUGAGUAUCCAGUGAUUUUCAACAUGAUACUUUGGAUCAUGAUCACCUUGGCUUUGGCUGUGAUUAUUGUCUCUUACAAUAUUUGGAACAUGGAUCCUGGAUAUGAUAGCAUCAUUUAUAGGAUGACAAAACAGAAGAUGCAAAUAGAUUGAACUUUCCUAACGCCAAAAUUAGUAAAAGGGUUUGGAAAUUAGCUGUUUUGUGAAAAUAAAUUGUUUAAGUGUAAUUUCAAGUAGUAUACUUUAAAUUUUUAAAAAAACAAAUUUUGUUUUCUAUUUUGUAUGUGCCUGUGAAGUUGUUUUUGAGUAAAGUAUGGUAUUGACAUGAAUUGAUUUAUGUGAUAGAUUCCAUAAUCUGCUAAAUAUAAUAUAAACAUUAAUUACAAUUUCAUUCCAUUUAGUAUUUGAAAAUAAUGCACUGAUAUAAAUGUAAAACACUUAGAAUAGCUUGUGUUACUUAUGUUGAGAAAACGCACUUAAUUUAUUAGAGACACUUAUGAAUGCUUAACUCCCUUACACAGGAUAGGUGAAAAUGAUAUUUGGGUUGUCAUAUCUGUGAACCAUUGUAAAUGUCUUAAUUUGAUGUAAAUAUCUCUGAAACAAGAGAAAAGGUUUUUGACUUUAGAGCAGCCCUAAACUAUGAAAGUGCAUAUACAGUUGCUUUGGUUUUGAAUUACAUCUAAUUAACAGAGGACAGCUGUUUUUUAACCUCUUCUGAAAGUUUAGUAAUCUGAAUGAUCUAGUAUGGAUAUUAAAAGUACUACAUGGAUCUAAGAAGAAAGUAGCUUUGUGGAGUUAUAAGUUCUCAUACACACAAAAACAAAUAUUUGGGGGAACAUCUUAGAGCAUGAAUAUAAAAAUCUUUUUAUUUCAGUAAUUUUUUCCUCUGUGUAAGUUACUAUGGUUUGUGUCAUUAUAGACUAUGGACAGCGUCAUUGUAGAAUAUUAAGUGUAAGUAGAUGCUCCCUACUUUUCAUGUGGAAGUGGACCAAUGUCUGUAAUGAGUGACAAAGUUAAUGAUUUCCCCCAGAGCCCCCAAAUACAUAUUUAAUAUUUAUUAAGUUUAGCAAAUUACCUUAUGUAAUUUGUACAGAGAGUAUUCUUAUUUCUGAUUCUAUGACAUGAAAAUUGCUACAUUGAUGAGGGUAAAUUGCUUUCUAUGUCUAACAGAAAAGAAGUAUAUAUUUGUGACUAGAAGUUGUGACUAGAUAAUUAAAUUUCCCUUUAAUUGCUCCUUAGGAUUUAAAAAUGAUUGUUGUUAUUUGUAUAAUCUGGGUUUACAAAGUUUUUAAAAAAUUUUCCAAGUUCAUACAAGAUUUUAAUAGAACACUGGAUUUGGAGUCAGGAGACGUUUGCAGUUUAGUUGUGUGCUAUGAGUGAUUCAUUUUAGUGUCUUGGUCUUAGUUUUCUCACUUGUAAAAUAUGAUGAAAUUUUAACUAAAUGAUCUAAAUGAUCACUUCCAAUGCUAACAUUCUGAGUUUUGGAGUAAUUUUAAAAUGACCUUAAUGGAUAUUGUAGGAAC
This is a messenger RNA of Phyllostomus discolor (pale spear-nosed bat), 3143 nucleotides long. RefSeq names its product IQ motif containing G (gene IQCG). Gene Ontology annotation, cellular component: membrane; cytoplasm; sperm flagellum. The transcript is spliced from 4 exons. The record is from RefSeq and is a predicted model, not a curated record. Gene Ontology annotation, molecular function: protein binding; signaling receptor activity. Gene Ontology annotation, biological process: positive regulation of Wnt signaling pathway; sperm axoneme assembly; cilium organization. Lineage: Eukaryota; Metazoa; Chordata; Mammalia; Chiroptera; Phyllostomidae. The coding region runs from base 274 to 1773 and encodes 499 amino acids.